AUGCGAUCGAGACCGCUGGUUCUGGUAACGCACCACCAGGUUCAACCUAUAGCACUUGAUCUAUUACGCCAACACUGUGAUGUGAUCAUUCCUGAAUCCGACUUCCCAACGAGAACGCAGAUACUGUCCCUUUGUCCCGGUGUCGAUGGCUUACUGUGGACUAGCUACAAGAUGAAACUAGACCGGGAAGUUCUGGAUGCAUGUGGAACACAGUUGCGGGCAAUUUCUCUUACGAUGAAUGGUGUAGACUGUGUUGAUGUGCUAGAGUUAAAUAAACGGAAAAUUCCGCUGGGUCACACGCCAACCAUACCUAACGGAGCAGUAGCGGAUGUUGCAAUUGGGUUGAUGAUCGCGGCUAGCUCAGGAUUUUGGCAUCCUCCUACCGAUUGCACUCAUGCUUUUCCUAUUCAAGGAGCUACAGUGGGUAUUGUAGGAUUCGGCGGAAUAGGUCAGUUGGUAGCUAAACGACUUAAGGGAUUCGAUGUAGGUGAGAUACUGUACCAUAGUCGUUCCGUAAGCGAACAAGCGAAAGAACUCAAGGCACAGUUCGUUACGAAAGAUGAACUGCUGCGGGGCUCCGACUAUUUGUUCGUCUGCUGUCCGUUAACUUGUGAAACAGUCGGGAUGUUCGAUCGUGCUGCGUUUGGCAAAAUGAAGUCCAGUGCGGUGUUUAUCAACAUUGCACGGGGAGCAAUCGUUGACGAGAUGGCGCUGAUCGACGCCCUGAAAAAUGGAACCAUCCGUGCUGCUGGAUUAGAUACCGUUACUACGGAACCAGCCCCUCCGGAGAGUGAAUUGUUCCGUCUUCCGAAUUGUGUAAUGGUGCCCCACUUAGGAACAGCUACAAAUAGAACUCGAGACGAAAUGGCCUUACGAGCGGUUGAAAAUGUGUUGGCAGGUUUGCGUGGCAAUCUCAUGCCGUCGCCAUUUCUGUCACCUCCUGUGGUUUAA
Molecule: messenger RNA, 951 nt
Organism: Anopheles cruzii
Lineage: Eukaryota; Metazoa; Arthropoda; Insecta; Diptera; Culicidae
Product: glyoxylate reductase/hydroxypyruvate reductase-like
Exons: 3
Coding region: 1-951 (316 amino acids)
Cellular component (GO): cytosol
Molecular function (GO): NAD binding; hydroxypyruvate reductase [NAD(P)H] activity; glyoxylate reductase (NADPH) activity
Source: RefSeq, a predicted model, not a curated record